AUGAAGCAGAGAACCUGGCCUGGUCAACCUGACGGCUCUCGAUUUAAAGCGCUUCCAAUCAAACACCAAUUCCAUCAACCCACCUUCAAAUUCUGGUCGUCAUCGUCAUCAGAAGCAGCUUUUCGGCAAAUAAGAUCAUCAGAUCGUGAUUUUUCCACCCUUCCCUACGAUAUAUUGACCAAAAUAGCGGCGUCGUUCACGCUUCCUAAUCUGCAAACGGCGUCGUUGGUGUGCAAGUCAUGGAGCGAAGGGCUUCGGCCGUUGAGGGAAGCUAUGUUGUUCCUAAAAUGGGGAAAGCGGUUCAAGCAUGGCCGAGGAGGUGUGCGCCCUAAUUUGGACAAGGCUCUCGAUUCCUUUUUAAAAGGUGCAGCUCGUGGGUCCACCCUUGCUAUGGUUGAUGCUGGUCUUCUUUACUGGGAAAUUGGCAACAAAGACAAGGCAAUUGCGCUUUAUGAAAAGGCUGCACAGCUUGGAGAUCCCUCUGCACAGUGCAAUCUUGCCCUUUCUUACUUGCAAGAACCUUCAAAAAGAAAGAUAGCAGUAAAAUGGUUGUUUCAGGCUUCCAAAUCUGGUCAUAUUCGUGCUCAAUACCAACUUGCACUUUGUUUACAUCAAGGUCGUGGGGUGGAUCGUAAUCUACAUGGGGCUGCUAGAUGGUAUCUAAAAGCGGCUGAGGGUGGAUAUGUGCGUGCAAUGUACAAUGCUGCUUUGUGUUACUCAGUUGGGGAAGGUUUGGCUCAGAGUCAUCGACAAGCAAGGAAAUGGAUGAAGCGGGCAGCAGAUCGUGGUCAUAAUAAAGCUCAAUUUGAACAUGGACUUGGACUUUUUUCUGAAGGAGAGAAGUUGAAAGCUGUAGUUUACCUAGAACUUGCCACUCGUGGUGGUGAAACAGCAGCUGCUCAUGUCAAGAAUGUAAUUUUACAACAACUAUCAGCAACUUCACGUGAUCGUGUCAUGAAUCUUGCUGAUAACUGGCAUCCUUUGCCUUCUUCUCGCUGA
Molecule: messenger RNA, 999 nt
Organism: Dovyalis caffra
Lineage: Eukaryota; Viridiplantae; Streptophyta; Magnoliopsida; Malpighiales; Salicaceae
Source: the annotation of a GenBank genome assembly